CGAAACGGCGCGUCGCGGUUGCGUCACGGCGCGUCACGGCGCGCCGCGUCGUCGGAGUGCCGCGACGAUUGGGUCUCUCGGUAGUUAUCGCGCGUUAUUAAAGUCCACGCGAGUAGGCAGUAGUAGGGAUCGAGGGUAGGGUCCGGCGCGGGCGAUGCGAGAUCGCAGCGGCACUCGGACGGUCGCCGUCGAUCGCAGGAAGUCGUCGUCAGCCGUACGUAUACCCGAGGCCUCCCAUGGUGGCGAUCACCACGUGUCGCGCCGCCGCCGCCGCCGCGACCGUCCUCAGGGCCGUCAUACUGGGCGCGCCGGCGUCCGGCAAGGGCACCGUCUCCUCCAGGAUCGUCCAGCAGUUCGGGGUCGCGCACAUCUCCAGCGGCGACAGGCUGCGCUUCCACGUGUCCGCCGGCACUGUUCUGGGCAAGGAGGUGAAGAGGUACAUGAACAGCGGUAGCUUCGUGCCGGACGACACGAUGAUAUCCCUUAUCGGCGACGAGAUUGGAUCGGUGGCGGAUCGGGAUUGGCUGCUGGACGGAUUCCCGAGGACGUUGGCGCAGGCGAAGCGGCUGCAGGAGCUGCACCCGGUCAAUCUCGUGCUGAAUCUCGUGGUGCCGACCGCCGUGAUUCUCGACCGCGUCAAGAGCCGAUGGGUCCAUCUGCCCAGCGGUAGGGUCUACAACAUCGGCUUCAACGAUCCACGAGUGCCGAAUAAGGACGAUGUGACGGGCGAGCCGUUGUGCCAGCGGGAGGACGACAAGCCGGAAGUCGUGCAGAAGAGGCUGCUGGACUACGUGACGAAGACCGCGCCGGUGGUGCAGUUUUAUCGCGAGAUCGGCGUGCUGAGGGAGUUCCACGGCAACACCACCAACGAGAUGUGGCCGUCGAUCAGGAAUUGCGUGGAGCAAUACUGCUGAGCUCUAGAGAAUUCGAAUUUUUAGAUAAAUCUGUUUAAAAUAUGCGCGCCGGGACGGUCGCGCAGAUCUCUCUGAACCCCUGAAAUAGAUCUACCCAGAUCUGUUUAGAUUUAUAUUUUAGAUCUCUCUAAAAGAUCUUCGGAAACAUUUAAUCUACAUCUGAUUCUGUCUGCCUAAGAAUUAAAUUAGAUUAAGGUCGCGCAGGUCUCUUUGAACCUCUGAAUCCCUGAAAUAGGUCUAUCCAGAUCUGUUUAGAUUUAUAUUUUAGAUCUCUCUAAAAGAUCUUCAGAGACAUUUAAUCUACAUCUAAUUCUGUCUGCCUAAGAAUUAAAUUAAAUUAGAUUAAGUAGGGAAUCACAGAUUAGAUUAGACAAAAUCCCAUGCUCGCGCCUAAGAAUAUGCGAAUGUUAUUUUAACAACGAAUGAAAACGCACGGAAAUCUACUAAGGCCUAUUUGAGACCUGUAAUUCACCUCGUCUCACGCGAUCUCGAGUAAUAAUAGAUGGGGAAUACACGCUCUCCGGCAACAAUUGUUUUUUUGUCUCGUCGACAACGACGAGAUGGUGCGCGCAUACUGUGACGCAAUCCGCGCUCUUAUUCUCUAUCUCUCUCACACUCAUAUGCCCGAGCGCACACGAGCGCGAAUGCCAUUAGGCUGUAAAUACGCGACGUCGCUGCCGACAAUAAUAGGCCUCUCGUAUGAGAUGUUUCCGACGCGGAACGCCUAGGUGAUACAACGAGACUUCACGGUGGCUGAAAGGCACCGACAGUGAAGCCGAGCGCGAGUUAUCUUUUGUUAUCUUUUGCGCCUCGCACGACGAGCUGCCGGCUCUGCCGUCACUGCCGCCUGGGCCGAAGUCCGAAUAGUACAAAAGUGGGAAUUAUCGUACGAAUCGACGAUACAUUCUGAGAUGACGUAAUCGUAUUAUUACACACUUCUUCGCAUUUUAUUACUUCGAGCGUAUAGCGUUACAGUUGUAAGAGAGAUAUAUAACAACGUUCAAUAUUGUGUACAUAUUCAACAGUAUAAGUACAGUAUAUAUACGCAUAUAUACAUAUGCAUAUAUACAUACGCACACGUGCAUAUGCAGCGCGGGGCAUCUAAACGGGUGUACAGCCAAAUGAUUCUUUAACAAUUAAAUUCUCUCUUCGCCUUUUCCUCUUUA
Messenger RNA from Wasmannia auropunctata (little fire ant), 2080 nucleotides. RefSeq names its product GTP:AMP phosphotransferase AK3, mitochondrial (gene Ak3). Gene Ontology annotation, cellular component: cytoplasm; mitochondrion. Gene Ontology annotation, biological process: nucleobase-containing compound metabolic process. The record is from RefSeq and is a predicted model, not a curated record. NCBI's taxonomy places the organism in Eukaryota, Metazoa, Arthropoda, Insecta, Hymenoptera, Formicidae. The transcript is spliced from 4 exons. Gene Ontology annotation, molecular function: AMP kinase activity; ATP binding. The coding region runs from base 237 to 914 and encodes 225 amino acids.